Messenger RNA from Cryphonectria parasitica EP155, 1350 nucleotides. Its product is annotated as alpha-L RNA-binding motif-containing protein. Gene Ontology annotation, cellular component: mitochondrial small ribosomal subunit. Gene Ontology annotation, molecular function: rRNA binding; structural constituent of ribosome. NCBI's taxonomy places the organism in Eukaryota, Fungi, Ascomycota, Sordariomycetes, Diaporthales, Cryphonectriaceae. The record is from RefSeq and is a predicted model, not a curated record. Gene Ontology annotation, biological process: positive regulation of translational fidelity. The transcript has 5 exons. Bases 1 to 1350 code for a protein of 449 amino acids.
AUGAGGUUAAGGAGGACGUUCAAUUAUCAUCACCUUAAGAAGGGGAGAGUUCGAGCGACCUGGAACAAAUACAAUCUCUACAACCUCUCCAAAGUCGAGCGGACCAUUCCCAACUUCAUCCGCCGGACCUUCUUCCAGCAGAAAUGGACCGCGAAGGCCCUGACCCGCGCCUACCACGGCGAGCACAUUCGAGAGUCCAAGUGGAACCGUAUGUUCAGCCGCCGCCUGCAAUCUGUCGUCAACAUGGAUCCUGUCUAUAUGGCUCUGAACGACGGUUCCGAGCAGGCCACAGGUCGGGGCUCGGGCCGUGACAUACCCCGGGCAGAGGACGAGACGCCCUGGCACGAGAGGGGCCAGAAGCGCAAGCACAAUGUCAAGGGCCUCCCGCUACCGACGCCUUAUAUGAACAUGACAUUUGCGCCACUCGAGAGGAGGAUUGAUGUCGCCAUUUUCAGGGCCCUGUUUGCGAGCAGCAGUCGUCAGGCGAGGCAAUUUGUGAUUCACGGUGCUGUCAAGGUCAACGGGCAGGUGGUAGGUGGUCCCCCCCUAAUGACACAUCCGAGUUAUCUCCUGAACCCCGGCGACAUGUUCCAGGUCGACCCAGACAUGGUCAUGUACGCAACUGGCAGGAAGAAGCAUACACAUGUAGAGACAAAGGAGGGCAAGCCACCAGGCACGGAUGAAGAGGCAGAAGAGCCCGAGGAUGCAGCAGAAGGCUCGGAAGAAGCCGCCGCUGAGGACUCAGCAGAAGCAGACGCGGCCAAGGCAGCACCAGAGACCGACAAGGAGCAAGUGGCCAAGCAACUAAAGGUCCUCUCCAAAAUGGCCAAGGGUUUCCUCCAGGCGGAGAAGGGCGACCUCUCGGUCAAGAAAAAGCAGCAGAUUCGAUCCUUUGUCAAGGAGGCUCGCAAUAUCUCAUCGCAAAUUGGCCGCAAGGACGGCCAAAACGCCGUCACCAACGACAUCGUCGGCACCAUCAACUCGAUGCUCAAAGAACUCGUCAUCAAUGAUCCCAAUGCCGCCACUCGGGCCAAACAAUCUGGCGCCUUCUCCGCCGAGGCGACUGCACAGGCAAUGUCGGACGAGGAGGCGAGCCGGCUGGCGGAGAUGGUGCGGGAGUACGAGGAGAACCCAUUGGACGAGAGCAAGCCAUACCUCACACCGUGGCAGCCAAGGCGGUUCAUGAGCCCCUUUGCCUUUAUCCCACGAUAUCUCGAGGUGAACCAGAACAUAUGUGCGGCCGUGUACCUGAGGCAUCCGGUCGCGAGGCAGGGCUACGCCGAGGUGCCAAGCCCGUUCCCGCCGAAUGUGAUGCAGCUGGCUUUCAACUGGUAUCUAAGGAGAAGAUAG